AAAUGUAAAAUACUACCAUUAAACUACUGUUGUUUCUCUUUCUCCUCGUUUAUGUAUAAAAUGAGUAAAAUAAACACACAUGUGUAAAAUUUAUACAUAACCUUUAAAUAAUAUUAUAUAGUUUUAUGGGGGAGCCGUUUUAUGUAGUUUUAAAUAAAAAUUACUCAGAUUAAAAAUGGUUAAAAGGAAAGCCAACGUAACCAAAGGAUCUGAAGAUUUACCGCCUGAAAUAGAAAAUUGUGCAAAUGUUGAAUCAGUUUUUUCGGAUAAUGAUAUGAAUACUAUUCUCUUGGAUAACGGCGAGGAUAGUAGUGAUGAAGAAUCAGCUGGAGAUCAAGAUGAUUUGUUAUCUGAUUCAGACUAUGAAAGACAGACUUAUUCCGAUGAUGAUGAUUUUGAUAGUGCUGAAGAUUUCGAUGAUGAAGAUGAUGAUGUUGAUGAUAAUGAAGAUGAUGAUGAAGAUGACGAUGAAGAAGAAGAUGAUGAUACAGAGGAUAACGACGAAAAUAAAAGUGAGGAUGGUCGAGAAACAGAAUCUGAACAAAAUGGGGGUUAUAAUACUUGCAAAGAAUUAUCAAACGUAGCUAAUAAAGAAUCGAAAUCUUCUGAGCGACAAAUUAAAGUAAAAAACAAUAAAAAAAUUAUAGAGAAAUCAAAAAUUUCUAUUGAAAAUAAACUUACGCCAGAGGAAGGAGAAGUUAAGAUACAGGGAAAAGAUGAAUAUGAGGAAGAUUCUUCGGAUGAAGAAGACAUUAGAAAUACAAUAGGAAAUGUACCAUUAGAAUGGUACUCGGAUUACGCGCAUUUAGGUUAUGAUUGGGAUGGAAAUAAAAUCAUGAAACCAAAACAAGGUGAUAAAUUAGAUGAUUUUCUUAAACGCGUGGAAGAUCCAAACUUUUGGAGGACUGUUUUUGAACCGUACACAAAUCAAAAUAUUGUUCUUACUGAUGAAGAUAUACAAUUAAUUCAAAGAAUUCAAACUCAAAGAAUUCCCGAUGCUCAAUUCGAGGAAUAUGCGCCUUGGAUUGAAUGGUUCACGUCCGAAGUAGAAAAAAUGCCUUUACGAAAAUUUCCAGAGCAUAAAAGAUCAUUUAUUCCUAGCCGAGAUGAAGCAAAAAAAGUAUCAAAAUUAGUACAUGCACUUAAAAUGGGUUGGAUCAAAACAAGACAUGAACAAGCAAAACUGAGAGCCAAAAAAGAUCCACAAUUUUAUAUGAUAUGGAGUACAGAUGAUGUCCCAGAACAUAUGCGUCGUAUUCAUAAACAUAUCCCAGCUCCUAAACGACAUUUACCUGGUCAUGCUGAGUCUUACAAUCCACCUCCUGAAUAUUUAUUCGAUAAAAAAGAACUUAAACAAUGGAAGAAACAACAGACUACUCCAUGGAAACGAAAGUUACACUUUAUACCGGAAAAAUAUAAUUCAUUACGAGAAGUUCCAGCAUAUUCUCGGUAUAUUCGUGAACGCUUCCAGCGUUGUUUGGAUCUUUAUCUAUGCCCUAGAGCUAUUAAAAUGAAAUUGCAGAUUGAAGCAGAAGAUCUCGUUCCUAAAUUACCAAGUCCUAAGGAUUUACAACCAUUCCCCACUACCGAAUCAAUGGUUUAUACUGGACACACAGACAUGAUACGAAGUAUAACUGUUGAAGGGCAUGGUCAGUAUUUGGCUUCAGGUUCAGAUGAUCAAACAGUUAAAGUAUGGGAAAUUGCUACUGGUCGUUGUGUCAAAACGUUUAAAUUUAAUGAUGUUAUAAAAUGUGUUGCAUGGUGUCCUAAUCAAGCGUUAUCUUUAAUUCUGGUGGCAUAUGGAAAGCGAGUUGAUAUUGUAAAUCCUGGUGUUGGUGAUAAACUUGUUGUUUCGAAAACCGAUUCAAUUUUAGAGCAAGUUCCGGUUACUGAUAUAAUUGAAAAUGAUCGGGUAAAUACUGCAGUUAAAUGGGAGAAUUUCACACCAGAUUCAAAUGAAUGGAGUUUAGGUGUGCGUGCUUCAUUACAUCAUUUUAAAGAUGUAACUCAAGUAACUUGGCAUGGACGCGGUGAUUAUAUAGGAAGUGUGAUGCCUGAAGGACAACAUAGAUCCGUUCUUAUUAGCCAACUAAGUAAACGACGUUCACAAUUACCCUUCUCCAAAAGUAAAGGUUUAAUACAAUGUGUGCUGUUUCAUCCAAUUAAACCAUUCCUAUUUGUUGCUACUCAAAGAAAUAUUCGUAUAUAUGAUUUGGUAAAACAAGAAUUAGUAAAAAAAUUAUUAUCGAAUUCACGAUGGAUUUCUACUAUGGCUAUACAUCCAGCUGGCGAUAAUGUUUUAGUUGGUACUUACGAUCGUAAGAUGUUAUGGUUUGAUUUGGAUUUGAGCACUAAACCAUAUCAAACACUUCGUUUGCAUGGAACUGCUGUACGUGGUGUAGCGUUUCAUAAACGUUAUCCACUAUUUGCUUCAGGCUCGGAUGAUCGCAGUUUAAUUGUAUCGCAUGGUAUGGUAUAUAAUGAUUUAUUGAAAAAUCCAUUAAUUGUUCCAUUGAAAAGAAUACAAAAUCAUAAACAGUUUAACGAUUUUGGAAUAUUUGAUGUUAUUUUCCAUCCAAAUCAACCGUGGUUGUUUAGUUCUGGUGCCGAUGCUACAAUACGGCUUUAUACAUGAUAUAAACAAAUAUGCAUUGUAAUUAAACGUAUUUUGUUAUAUUUAAUAAAUGUUUAAAAUUU
This is a messenger RNA of Chrysoperla carnea, 2697 nucleotides long. Its product is annotated as ribosome biogenesis protein BOP1 homolog. The transcript is spliced from 7 exons. Bases 176 to 2635 code for a protein of 819 amino acids. Gene Ontology annotation, molecular function: protein binding; ribonucleoprotein complex binding. Lineage: Eukaryota; Metazoa; Arthropoda; Insecta; Neuroptera; Chrysopidae. The record is from RefSeq and is a predicted model, not a curated record. Gene Ontology annotation, cellular component: PeBoW complex; preribosome, large subunit precursor. Gene Ontology annotation, biological process: ribosome biogenesis; maturation of LSU-rRNA from tricistronic rRNA transcript (SSU-rRNA, 5.8S rRNA, LSU-rRNA).